Molecule: messenger RNA, 1581 nt
Organism: Uncinocarpus reesii 1704
Lineage: Eukaryota; Fungi; Ascomycota; Eurotiomycetes; Onygenales; Onygenaceae
Exons: 3
Coding region: 1-1581 (526 amino acids)
Cellular component (GO): nucleus
Source: RefSeq, a predicted model, not a curated record
AUGAAUGCCGCUUCCCCCCCAUGGCGGGCAUCCGCUGCGCCACAGUACUCGUCGCCUGCGACUCCCGCCUACAUUCCCGUUCAAGCCCGCCGCAGCCUAGCCUCGCAGUCGCAAGCUACCGCGGAGACAAACGCUACAGACCCUUCGAUGAAACCGGCCGCCACACAGAGUGGUAAACGAGUUGAAUGGCCACCUGGAGUCCGGCAAUAUGUACAACGAAGCUUUGUGCCAGAAUACCAAAUUCAGGGUAUCACGCGCGAAGAUAUGGAGAAAAAGUUGAAGCAAAUCAUCACAGAUGCAGCGGAAAGCAAUAAUUUACACAAUGUUGAUUGGGCCGCUCUCCCGUUACCUCAGGAAAUGAUCCGAGAUGAGCGAAAUAGAGCUUUACCGUAUCCGACACGGCAACAAUCAGUGGUGUUUGACAAAUCUGCUACCACCCUUGCGGAGAGGCCCUUGAAAGAUAAACACUCCCCAAAGAGAAGAUCAGCAGAGAUAAGCACGGCAACAGAGGAUAGCGUGGAAAGUAUUCCACCAUGGAGAAGAAAAGCUAACUCCCGCACUGAGCUUGAAGAUCGCAUUAGUUUCACUUCACCUACUGACAAACGAAGACGGAUAGAUAUUAAUGAUUAUAGUAACGUUAACAGCAAAAUCUCAAGUAAGUUCAACAGUGUUCUGGAAAGUCGAAAAAGACGUUUUGAGGACACAAAUUCUGGCUACCAAUCAACACCAAAUACCCGGUCGGUGUCGCCGCCGAGGAAUAUAGAUGAAGGACCGAUCAUUGGGCGAUGUCAGAACUUGGAGAAAAAUUAUUUCCGUCUUACUGCGCCCCCGAACCCAGACACUGUGCGCCCGAUGCCUGUUUUGAAGAAGACACUGGACAUGUUGAAGAAAAAGUGGAAGGCAGAGAACAAUUACAAUUAUGUUUGUGAUCAGUUCAAAUCCAUGCGGCAAGAUUUGACGGUUCAGCACAUCAAGAAUGAAUUCACUGUCAGUGUGUACGAAAUCCACGCACGAAUUGCACUGGAAAAAGGAGAUCUUGGUGAGUAUAAUCAAUGCCAGACCCAAUUGCUGGCAUUGUACGCAAUGAAUCUCGGAGGACAUCCAAUGGAAUUCAAGGCGUAUCGUAUUCUUUAUUUCAUUUAUACCCGCAACCGAACUGCCAUCAACAACGCGCUGGCGGAUCUAACCCCGGCUGAAGCGGCAGACCCUGCUGUGAGGCAUGCCUUGGAUGUACGUUCCUCACUUGCGCUUGGUAACUAUCAUCGAUAUUUCCAACUUUACCUGGACACACCGAACAUGGGAGCAUAUCUUAUGGAUAUGUUUGUGGAUCGGGAGCGUCUCAAUGCUCUUGCCUGUAUAUGUAAAGCGUACAAACCUGAUGUCAAUAUAAGAUUCAUCACAGAGGAACUUGGGUUUGAGUCUGAUGAACAGGCUGCUCGGUUUAUUUUGGAUCAUGUGCCGGACGAGCUGCUUCAGGAAAAACCGGAUGGCGUUAAACUGGUCACUGCAAAGGCCCAACCGUUCUUUGAGGCAGCUAGAAGCGAAGCCCACAGGAUCGUCGAUAUCAAGGGACAAAUCUAA